UCUUGUAACUUUCUGGUAUAUCCAAAAUGUCACUGACCACGUGUGGUGCCCUCGCCAGAUUCCACUGUCAGGAAUGGAUUCAGCAUUGGUGGUGGGACUCUCCUGCCGUUGUGUGGGCUGCAGUACCAGAGCUGACCAGCGGGUGCUCUCAGCACUGGUGGUGGGACUCUCCUGCCGUGUGGGCUGCAGUACCAGAGCUGACCAGCGGGUGCUCUCAGCACUGGUGGUGGGACUCUCCUGCCGUGUGGGCUGCAGUACCAGAGCUGACCAGCGGGUGCUCUUAGCAGCCAGAAGCUCACAAUCAGCCAAACCUGGGGCUGAUUACAGAAAGGUGUAUAUAAGGCAUGACCAGGCCUGUGCUCUUUGCCUUGGUGUAUGUCCCCCAUGUGCCCCUGUAUCCUGUUCCUAGUUCCUGUGAGAAGAUACCUUGUUGCCGACCCUGUCUGA
Staurois parvus is the source of this 447-nucleotide messenger RNA. The record is from the annotation of a GenBank genome assembly. NCBI's taxonomy places the organism in Eukaryota, Metazoa, Chordata, Amphibia, Anura, Ranidae.